AUGAGCUACGACUUCGACGGGGAGAGCAGCAGUGGCGGGGAGGGCGGCGCAGGCGGAAGCGGAAGCGGGCGCCGAUUGCGGCAGGGGCACCGCAGCUUCUCUCACCGCUCCGCAGUGCUCUCCCCCCCCAAUACCUCCCCCUUAGGAUCUCCCGCCGUAGCUUCCCCCGCCGCCAGGCCCGCCAGUCCCCUGGGAAGUCCGCGCAGAAGCGCUCUCGGGGGGGGCGGUGCGUUUGGUGGGGUUGGCGCGCUUGGGGGCCUCGGCGCGCUUGGAGACGGUGGGGGCGGGGGGGACAGUCCCGCGGGGCUGGCGCUUAGGCCCUUGAAGCUGGGAAGGGGGAGUCCGCGCGGGGGCGCAGUCCUCCCUGCGGAAGGGGGAGCGGGGGGAAGGGUCGGCGGAGACGGGGGUACAGGCGCAGGGCGGCGUGAUACCGGUGCCGCGGGGGAAGAGAGCGGGCGGAGUGGGACAGGUGUAGCUAGUGAGACGAGGGUGGGGGAGGCUGCGCAGAGUGAUGUACUCGCGGGGGAGCAAGAGGCGCGGGCGCAAGGCACAGCGCAACAGCAAGCGCGUGAUGGGACGGCAGCGGGGGGCGCCUCCGGAACCCCCAAGUCCGCCCCCGCGUCGCCCAGCUGGCUGGGCGGGUGGGCGGGCCUACUGCUGGGCGCGGGGGGGGGGAGAGGGGGGCGUGGCGGAAGAGGGGAAGGGGGAGGCGGGAAAGGGGGAGGCUGGAGUGGGGAGAGCAGGGGCGAAGGGGAGGGGGCGAUUGACGAUGAGAGUGACUUUGCGUUCCAGGCAGAGCGGUGGGGCGAGGGGGGCACAGCGAGUGGUGGAGUCCGGGGGAUGGUGCAGGAUGGUGGGGUGAUGCAGGAUGGUAUGGGGAUAGACGGUAAUUAUAAGCCAAAUAGAGAUGAUUAUGAUAGCGAGGAUAGAUGGACACGUUGCAAAACAGAGCGAGCUGACCACGAGAAGGCCGAUAGUGAUAAGAGUGGCAGCAGUGAGCAAGCUAAUAACGAGGAUAAUGGGAAGGAGGAGGCUCGUAGCGAUGGCAGUGCACGUGAGGAAGCCAAUAGCGAGGACAUUGGUAGUGAGGGAGCUAGUAGCGAGGACAGUGAGGGUGAUGAGACUAGUAUGACGGAUGCUGAAAGUGAGGUGGGAAGGAGUGAGAGUGAGAGUGAAAAUGAGAGUACGAGUAAGAGUGAGACUGAGAGUGAGAGUGAGAAUGAGAGUGAAACCGAGAGUGAGAGUGAGAGUGAGAGUGAGGAGUCUGAUGAUGGUGUGCGAAAGGAGCAAGAGGGGGGCAGUGAGGGAGCAAUGGAUGGGGACGGGGAAGCAGGACGUCAAGGUAAGAAGGGUGGGGGGGAGCUGGCUGUGGGGGACGAAGGGGAGAAAGAGGAAAGCGAGGAAGACAAGGAAAGAGAGGAAGAGGAGGAACGAGAGGAAAAGGAGGAAAGGGAGGAAGUGGAGGAAAGAGAGAAAGAGGAGGAAAGAGAGGAAAAGGAGGAAAGAGAAGAAGAGGAGGUAAGAGAAGAAGAGGAGGUAAGAGAAGAAGAGGAGGUAAGAGAAGAAGAGGAGGUAAGGGAAGAAGAGGAGGUAAGAGAAGAAGAGGAGGUAAGAGAAGAAGAGGAGGAACGAGGGAAAGAGGAAAGUGAGGAAGAGGAGGAAAGAGAGGAAGAUGAGGAAAGUGAGGAAGAGGAGGAAAGGGGGAAAGAUGAGGAAAUUGAGGAAGAGGAGGAAAGAGAGGAAGAGGAGGAAAGGGAGGAAGAGGAGGAAAGGGAGAAAGAGGAGGAACGAGAGGAGGAUGAACGGAAAGAGCAAGCGGAGGAGAUAUCACAGGGAGAGGGCGGGAAAGAGGAGGAGAAGGACGAUGAGGAGAGUGGGGAGGAAGGAGGGGUGAAGGCGAGGGCAGCUCUUGAGGGAAGGGGGAUGUCCAGGGCGAGUGAUGAGGAGAGCAGCAGGGCAGGGCGUGGCAGUGACAGGGAUGGGUGCAAGGAAAGGAGGGGAGAGAGUGAGGAGAGAGGGGACAUGUUCGAGGAGGGAAGGAGGGAGAGGGAGGAGAGGGAGGAGAGGGAGGAGCAGUGGGUGGAACCCUUGGGUGGGGUGAACGCGGCAGCAGCAACUGGACUGGGGGCUGCUGUGGGUGGUGCUGGGCAAGGAGAGAGUGAGAGCAUUGAGAGUGAGAGCGAGAGUGACAGAGAUGAGAGUGAGAUUGAGGGAGAUGAGAGGGCGAUUGAGAGUGAGAGUGAGGGGAAUGAGGGAGAGAGUGAGAGCAGUGAGAGUGAGAGUGAGAGCGAGGGGGAUGAGAGGGAGAUUGAGAGUGAGCGUGAGGGGAAUGAGGGAGAGAGUGAGAGUGAGAGCGAGGGGACUAAGGGAGAGAGGGAGAGUGAGGGUGAUAACGAGGGGGGCGAGGAAAGGGAAGGGCAAGUAGAGUGUGAGAGGGGGAGGUCAUUGAAGGGUGUUGAAGCGACACCACCGGUGGGUGCGGCUGAGGGUGAUGUGGAGCGGGAACACAGUGAGGCCAGCGAGAGUGAGAGCGAUAGUGAGGGGGAGAGUGAGAGUGAGGAGAGUAAGGGUGAAGAGAUUGAGAAUAAGGACAGUGGGAGUAAGUUGAGCGAGAGUGAGGGAAGUGAGAGUGAGGAGAGUGAGAGUGAGAGUGAGAGUGAGGGUGAGGGUGAGGGUGAGUGUAAGAGAGAGGAGGGAAACGAAGGGCAAGUGGAGUGUGAGAGGGAGGGAUCCUUGAAGGGUGUUGAAGCAGCAGCACCGUUGGCUGCUGCUGAGGGUGGUGUGGAGCGGAGACAGAGUAAGGCGAGCGAGAGUGGAAGUGAGAGUGCGGGGACUGGGAAUGCGAGGGAUAGUGAGAGUGUGGAGGGAGCGGAAGGGAGGGUGGAGCAUGGAAAGGAAGGGGAGGGACCCUUGGAUGGUGUUGAAGCCGCAACAGUGGCUGCACCAAUGGGUGCUGUGGGUGGUGUGGAGCAGGAACAGAGUGAGGGGAGUGAGAGUGAGAUUGAGAGUGAAGGGACUGAGAGGCAGAGCGAGAGUGAGGAAACUAAACGUAAGGAGAAUGAGAAUAAGGACAGUGAGAGUAAGUUGAGCGAGAGUGAGGGAAGUGAGAGUGAGGAGAGUGAGAGCGAGGGUGAGAGUGAGGGAGAGGAGGGAAUGGAAGGGCAGGUAGAGUAUGAGAAGGAGGGGGCCUUGAAGGGUGUUGGAGCGACCGCACCAGCUGCACUGGUGAGUGGGGAUCAGGAACAGAGCGAGAGGAGCGAGAGCGACAACGAGAGUGAGGAGAGUGAAAGUGGGGGUGCGGGUGAGAGAGAGGGGCAGGAAGGGCAGGCGGAGUAUGAGGAGGGGUCCUUGAAGGGUGUUGACGUGACCACGCCAGCUGCACUGGUGGCUGCUGCGGUGGGUGGUGUGGAGCAGGAACAGAGUGAGGGGAGCGAGGGUGAGAGUGAGGGUGAGAGCGAGAGUGAGAGUGAGAGUGUGGAAGGAGGGGAAGGGAAGGUGGAGCAUAGAAAAGAGGGGGAGGGGCCUUUAGAUGGUGUUGAAAUCACAGCAGCGGCUGCACCGAUGGGUGCUGUGGGUGGUGUGGAGCAGGAAGAGAGUGAGGGGAGUGAGAGUGGGAGUGAGAUGGAAGGUGAGAGGGAGAGGGAGAGUGAAACUGAGGAGACUAAGGGUCUGGAGAUUGAGAAUAAGGAGAGUGGGAGUAUGUUGAGCGAGAGUGAGGGAAGUGAGAGUGAGAGUAAGGAGAGUGAGAGGGAGAGUGAGAGGGGGACUGAAAGUGAGACUGAGAAUGAGAGUGAGGACGGAAGGAAAGAAAGGGUGGAGCAUGGAAAGGAGGGGGAGGGGCUCUUGAAUGGUGUUGAAGUCAUAGAAGCAGCUGCAUUGGUGGGUGCUGCUGUGGGUGGGGUGGAGCUGGAACAGAGUUUGGGGAGUGAGAGCGAGAGCGAGAGCGAGAGUGAGAGUGAGAGCGAGAGCGAGAGUGAGAGUGAGAGUGAAGGGACCGAGAGGAAGAUUGGGAGUGAGGAGACUCAGGGUGGGAAGAUUGAGAAUAAGGAGAGUGAGUGUAAGUUGAGCGAAAGUGAGGGAAGUGAGAGUGAAGAGAGUGAGAAUGAGAGUGAGAGUGAGAGUGUGAGUGAGGGAGAGGAGGAAACGGAAGGGCAGGUAGAGUAUGAGAAGGAGGAAUCCUUGAAGGGUGUUGACGCGACCACACCAGCUACACUGGUGAGUGGGGAGCAGGAACAGAGUGAGGGGAGCGAGAGUGAUAGUGAGGGGACUGGGAGUGAUUGUGGUAGUGAGAGUGCAAUGGGAGGGGUAGGGAGGGUGGAGCCUGGAAAGGAGGGGGAGGGGCUCUUGGAUGGUGUUGCAGCCACAGCAGCUGCUGCACCAAGGGGUGCUGUGGGUGGUGUGGAGCAGGAGCAGAGUGAGGGGAGUGAGAGCGAGAGUGAGAGUGAAGGAGACGAGAGCGAGGGUGAGAGUGAGAGUGAGAGUGAGAGAGAGGAGACUAGGGGUGGGGAGAUUGAGAAAAAUGAAAGUGGGAGUAAGUUGAGCGAGAGAGAGGGAAGUGAGUCUGAGGGGAGUGAGGUUGAGAGUGAGAGUGAGAGUGAGGGAGAGGCGGGAAAGGAAGGGCAGGUAGAGUAUGAGAAGGAGGAAUCCUUGAAGGGUGUUGACGCGCCAGCGCCAGCUACACUGGUGGCUGCUGCUGUUGGUGGUGUGGAGCAGGAAGAGAGUGAGGGGAGUGAGAGUGAUAUUGAGAGUGCAGAGUGCGGGGAAGAGAAGGUGGAGCAUGGAAACGAAGGGGACGGGCACUUGGAAGGUGUUGCAGCCACAACAGCGGCUGCACCGGUGGGUGCUGCGGAUAGUGUGGAGCAGGAAGAGAGUGAGGGGAGUGAGAGUGAGAUUGAGAGUGAGAGUGAGACUGAGAGGAAGAGUGAGAGUGAGGGUGAGAGCGGGAGCGAGAGUGGGAGCGAGAGUGGGAGCGAGAGUGGGAGCGAGGGUGGGAGUGAAGGGGCGGUGGAGCAUGGACAGGAGGGGCCGUUGGAUGGUACUGAGAGCUCAGCUCCUCUAGCUGGAUCGAUGGCUGCUGCUGUGAGUGGCGUGGGGCAGGGACAGAGAGAGGGGCGCGAGGGUGAGAGUGACAGCGAGGGUGAGGACGGAGAGGAGGGGCAGGUGCAGUGCGGUACGGAGCGGUGCUUGGAUGAUGAUGAAGUGGCAGCGCCAGAUGCACCGGUGGUUGCUGCUGUGGGUGGUGUGGGGGAGGGAAAGAGUGAGGGGGGUGAGAGUGAGAGUGACAGCGAGGGUGAGGACAGAGAGGUUGGGCAGGUGAAGUGCGGUACUGAGGGGUGCUUGGAUGAUGAUGAAGUGGCAGCGCCAGAUGCACCGGUGGUUGCUGCUGUGGGUGGUGUGGGGCAGGGACAGAGUGAGGAGGGUGAGAGCGAGGAGACUACGGGUGGGGAGAUAGGGAAUAAGGAGAGUGGGAGUAAGUUGAGCGAGAGUGAGGGAAGUGAGAGUGAGGAGAGUGAGAGUGAGAGUGAGAGUGGGAGCGUGAGUGAAGAAAGCAAGAGUCAGAGUGAGAGAGAGGAGAGUGGGAAUGAGAGUGAGAGAGAAGAGCGUGGGAAUGAGAGUGAGAAAGAGGAGAGUGGGAACUUGGAACAAGCAGGUGAAGCAUACGGGGAGGAGAGCAGAGAGGAGGAAAGUGAGUGUGAGAAUGGCAGCUCUACUCAAUUUGACGCCCAGGCCACUCAAGCUGAUUUCCAUGCCACCGGCACGGCUAAAGUACCCGAGAGUGCAGCAGUGCUGGAAGUUCUGAGUCCUGUCUAUGCCGAUGCCACGUGUAGCACACCCGCCCUGCAGGCUCCCUGGGACGACCAUGGCAGCAACUGCUAUGCCUCUGGUGGUGGUGCUGGUGAGAGUGCUCGUGGCUUGGUUGCAGCGGUGGAUGCAGCGGGUGAGGGGGAGAAGCAUGGGGGGAGGGAAAAGGAGAGGGAGGGAGCUGGGGAGGAAGUGCAGGACAUGUUUGCGGAAGAGGAGCUGGCGGCUGUGGGCGUGGAGGAGGAAGGGAGUGGGGAAGUGGAGAGCGAGGGAGUGCAGGCAGCAGCAGCGGAGGGUUAUGGAGGUGGGGAGGCAGCGAGAGAGGCAGCGAGAGAUGCAGCGAGAGAGGCAGCGCAGGACAUGUUUCUGAAGGCGGAUCGGGUUUCUCUUGGCGUGGCAGAGGGAAGUAGGGAUUUGGAGAAUAGGGGAGAGAAGAGGGCAGAGGAGAGUGAGGGAGAGAAUAGGGCAGAUGAGAGCGUGGGAGUGGGGGGAGUGGCAUUGAAGGUCGAUAGAGCAAGAGGGGGAAUGCAGGAUAUGUUUGUGGAAGAGGAGCUGAGUUCGCUGGGCGUGGAAGAAGGGAGCGGGGCGGUGGAGAGGGAGGGAGAGAAGGGGUUAGUAAAGAAUGAGGGAUUUGGGGCGGCAGUAGAGGGUGAUGGAGGGAGGGCGGCAGUGCAGGUGCAGGAUAUGUUUGUAGAGGGGGAGCUUUCUGGGCUGGGGGUGGAGGAAGGGAGUAGGACAGUGGAAAGGGAGGGAGAAGAACGGCCAGUGCAGCAUGAGGGAGUGAGAAUGCGAGCGGAGAGUGAGAGAGGAGAAAUGCAGGACAUGUUUGCAGAGGGGGAGAUUGCUGGGCUGGGCGUGGAGGAAGGGAGCGGGAAAGUGGAGAGCGAGGGAGAGAAGAGGGCAGUGGAGAGGGAGGGAGGCGGGGCGGCAGUGGAGGGUGAUGGAGGGAGGCUGGCAGUGCAGGAUAUGUUUGUAGAGGGGGAGCUGGUUGCUCUGGGCGUGGAGGAAGGGAGGAGGGAAGUGCGGUGUGAGGGGGAGGCGCAUGGAGGCGGGGAGGAGGCGGCGACGGCAGUGCAGGAUAUGUUUGUAGAGGGGGAGCUUGCUGGGGUGGGCGUGGAGGAAGGGAGGGGGAUGGUAAAGAGGGAGGGAGCGAAGAAACCAGUUGGUAUCGAGGGGCCGAGGGCGGCAGUGGCGAGUGAUGCAGGGAGGGCGGCAGUGCAAGACAUGUUUGAGGAAGGGGAGCUUGCUGGGCUGGGCGUGGACCGGGAGGGUGUUGAGAUAGAGAGGCAGGACGGGGUGGGGGGGUCAAGCGCAGAGGUGGGGGUGGAGGAGCACACAGCUGCAAUGCAGGCGCCGCCUGCUGCUGCUGCUGCUGCUGCUGCUGCUGCUGCUGCUGCUGCUGCUGCUGCUGCCGCCGUUGCUGCCGCAGCUUCUGCCGCUGCUGCUGCCUCUGUUCUUCCCAUUCUGGCCAGGGACAACACCCCCCACGUCCCUCACGCUCCCCACGCCCCCCACACCCCCCACACCCCCCUCAGCCCCCCCACCACGCCCAGGAGCGGUGUGAGUCCGAAUGCACGGCAGCGCAUGCAGCGGGCGGCGAGGAAGCUGCAGUUCGUCACGUUCCUGCGCUCGCACAUGGGGGGGAAGGCGGAGGCCGGGGCUGGUGGGACACACAUGGGGAACAUGGCGGAGGGUGGAGCGCACGUGGGGGGGAGGGUGGAGGGUGAGGCGCAGGUUGGGGGAAGAGCGGAGGGUGAGGCAGGUGGUGCGCAGGUGGGAGGCAGGGCGGAGCAUAGGACUGAUGAGGAGCGACGGAAUGACCUUGAAGUCAAACUGGAGAGAGAAUCGAGGGUGGGUUGGGACGGCCCUGUGGGUGGUGAGGGGGAGAGCUUGGUAGUUGGUGACAGCACAGCGAGUGUGAUGGAGGCGAUGCAGCGUGCUGAUGGUUCUCUGGGUGGUGUGGGGGAGAGCUUGAUAGGUGAUGGCGGCACAGCAAGUGUCGAGGAUGUGAGCAUGGGUGCUGAUGGUACUCUGGGUGGUGUGAUGGGCCGAGGGGAGAGGCUGAAUCAGGUUGGGGAUGCACCAGGCUUGCGGGGAGGGGGUGGGAAGGAGAUGGGGGCAGAGGCGGCAAGGGAGGGGGGAGAGGGGCCGGAGAGUGAAGGGGAUCGGAAAGAGGGAGAAAUGGAGGAGAGGAAAGAUGGGAGCGUGGAAGUUGAAGGUGGGGAGAGCGAGGAGGAGGGUGGAGUAAGAGAGGGGAGGGUGAGUGAGGUGAGGGAAGAGGAGGGAGAAAGGAGGGAAGAGGAAAGAGAGGGGAGAGAAGAGGUGGGAGAGGGGAGGGAAGAGGAGGGAUCAGAGAUAGAGAAUGAAGGGGAAGGGGGAAGGGGAGGAGAGAGGGAGAGUAAAGUGCAGAAGGAACAUGAGGGGAAGGUGAGUGAAGUGGAGGGAGAGAGUGGGGAGAGUGAGGAGGAGGAAGGAGGGCGAUAUGAGGAGGAGGGAUCAAGGGAUGGGCAGGCAAGGGGGAAUGGCGUGUGGGGCAAGGGAGAGGGGGCAGGGAGUGAGAGGCAGGUGACAGACGAUUCAAGAGGAAGUGAGGGACGGCAGGAGGAACAGUAUUCUGAGAGCGGUGGGGAGAUGCUACAGGUGGAAGAGGGGAGUGAGAAGAAGCAAGAGGUAGAGGCGGAAGGGAGUGAUUCGCUUCUGCGAAUUCUCAAAAGUGCUCCCGACUCCCCGGCGUUCAUUCCGGAUUCUCCCACCUUUGGCGUUGCUGUCUCCAGCAUUCCGUCUGCCCUCCCUCCUCCUCCUCUUGCUGCUGAUGUGAGGGUUGACGAGAGCGAGGGGGGGAAGAGUGAAGAGGAGGGAGAGAGGGCGGAGAGUGAACAGGAGGGAGGGGAGGGAGAGAAUGGGGAGAGUGAAGAGGAGGGAGAAGAGGGAGAGAAUGGGGAGAGUAAAGAGAAGGGAGAGGAAGGAGAGAAGGGGGAGAGAAAAGAGGGAGAGUUGGCACGACAUGAGGAGGGGAGUGCAAGGGGGGUUGACGCAGGUGAGGGUGUCGGUGGUGUGGUUACCCAGGGACCGGGUAAAGGGGGCGAGGAGUGGGUGGGACAGGAGGAGGGAGGGGGUGAAUGCAGAGGGGGUGUACAGCAAGAGGGGCAUGUGGAGAGGCGAGUGCCAGCAGAGGAUGGUGCGCGGCAUGAUAGCAUCAGCGCCAGCAGCGCAGCAGGAGCAGCAGCAGUGGCGGCAGCAGCAGCAGCAGCAGCCGGAGUGGUGUCCGGGGCACUGGAGCCUGGGCAAUGGGCUGACACGGUGAGUGUGGUGGGGGGACGGUCGGAGACGCCCUUAACGACCGCUGCUUGCACACAUGGAAACGCCUACUGGUCUCUCGAUUUGCAUCUCACUUCCCUUCGUACUUGCUAUCCCUCACACCCCCUACUGUCCCUUCCAUCCCUAUUCGCCCCUUCCUCCCGGUUGCCCGCCUGCCAGCCGGUGGACCAAUCAGAAGACGGCGCCACGUCACACACUUCCUGUGAAGGCAUCUCCUCUCCCACCCGCACCAACGCUGCUUCUCAUGCCGAGUCGCUCUGUAACGAGGAUGCCACAUCCCCAUCGCUCUCCCCCGAUGCCACAUCCCCGUCCCUCGCCCUGGGCUCUCCCACAUUCCACACUGCGUCUCCUGCCACCUCCUCCUCCUCCUCUCUCCGUGCACACACUAGCUCCGCCCAUCACCCUGACUCCGCCUCCCCUCGUUCCCCCACCCCCACCGCUCCCCAUCUGCCCACCUCGGGCUCUCCUCGCGUCAGUGAAGCUGGGUCCCCCACUUCCAUUCCUGAUUCCCCCACAUUUGGACUCACCAGUACCCCUGCCAUUGCCAGCCCUACUUCUGCUGCUGCUACAGCUGCUGCUGCCGUUGUGGGUGAGCCGAGCACGGACUCGCCCACAUUCACCCCGGAUUCCCCAACCUUUGGGUUCGCUGCCCCCAGCGUCACAAGCGCGGGAGCACCUGCUUCUGCUGCACCUGCUGCUGGCGGGUGGGGGAGUGUCUCUGCAGCGGCUGCAGGCGCCCUCAGCAAUUCCUCCCCUCCCACUGUGGAUUUCUGGUCCGCUGACUCUGUUGACUCUGCUGACUCUGCUGACUUUGUUGACUCUGCUGACUCUGCUGCUCUCGAUCACGAUGCACUUGAUGGGCCUGAGUGUGAUGCGCACAGCGGUGUCGAUGCGCAGGGCGAGGAUGCUGCAGCUGGGGAGUCGCAAGCAGGAGAGACACUGCAGAAGGCAGCGCAGGGUGGGAAGCAGGAAGCAGAGCAGGAAGGGAAGCAGGAGGCAGAGGAAGGGGGGCAAAAGGAGGCAGAGCAGGGCGGGCAGGGCGGCGAGCGAGUGGACUGUCUGAUUGAAGACUCGGUGCACUCCAUGCUCUUUGGGGUGCGACCCUCACUACCACUCUCCAUUACCACUCUCCAUUACCACUCUCCAUUACCACUCUCCAUUACCACUCUCCAUUACCUCCCUCCCCUUUCACCACACGCCGUUAAUCACACGCCCCUCACUGUUCCUUGCAACUAUCCCGAACUCUCUUAA
Molecule: messenger RNA, 10371 nt
Organism: Closterium sp. Naga37s-1
Lineage: Eukaryota; Viridiplantae; Streptophyta; Zygnematophyceae; Desmidiales; Closteriaceae
Source: the annotation of a GenBank genome assembly